AUGGAAAAUAAAAACAUUUCAUGGGUUCUUCGCGAUGGUGAUAUCCAAGCGACUGAAAGAAUACGACGUUUGCCAAAGUUAAAUGAAGUAGAAAUUGCAAUCAGAGCCACUGGAAUUUGUGGUUCUGAUGUUCAUUUUUGGCUUGAAGGCCGAAUCGGCAAAUUCGUUGUCAAGGAGCCACUGGUCCUUGGUCACGAGUCUUGCGGAAUUGUAACAAAUGUCGGUGAAAAUUGCGCGACGUUAAAAGUUGGAGAUCGAGUCGCAAUCGAACCCGGAGUGCCUUGUUACAUUUGCAAUUAUUGCAAGAGUGGAAAAUACAAUUUAUGCAGAGAUAUGAAAUUCGCGGCAACACCACCUUGUGAUGGUACCCUCUGUCAAUAUUAUUAUUGUCCCGAAGAUUUUUGUGUUAAAUUGCCGCCGAAAUUCCCUUCGCUCGAACAGGGAGCAUUAAUUGAGCCACUGUCGGUUGGAAUUCACGCGU
This is a messenger RNA of Acaulospora colombiana, 481 nucleotides long. NCBI's taxonomy places the organism in Eukaryota, Fungi, Glomeromycota, Glomeromycetes, Diversisporales, Acaulosporaceae. The record is from the annotation of a GenBank genome assembly.